AUGAGCGGCAAGGGCUGGUGGAACAGCGCCAUCUCCGGCCUCGAGUCCAAACUCGACGGCAUUCUGGCCGAAGACGCCCAUGGCCACGCCCAAGCCCACGCCCAAGCCCACGCCGAUGCUCCCGAGAAGGCGGCUGCCGACAAGAAGCUGGCGGUCGAGCCAGUAUCGCGCAACUCGUCACGCAGCAGACCGAACUCGCGCCUCCAAGACAGACUGGCAAAGGCCGUGAACAAGGGCGCCGACCGCCCAGACUCGCGCGCCUCGUCCGACCUGGGCUCCCGCCCACAAAGCCCAGCGCUGCCACCUGCACGUGUUGAAGAUGCUCCAGCCGACACCCACGCGAAGGCUGCAGAGGACGAAGCGGCCCAGGUUGACGAGAGCCAGUCCGAGUCACCGCCCAUACCGUCACCAGCUUUGGUCGUCGAGCAGCCAGCAUCCACACCCGUCCCGAGCAUGGCCAUGCCCUCGAAACCGCCCAUCCACACAAUCGUGACCCCACCUCAAGCUUCUCCCCGCCAAUCGCUCGACAGCACCAUCUCACGACCCUCGAUCGAUGCCGCUGCCCCGGCUGCUGUUCAGCCCCCAGACCCAGACCCAGCCCCAGCCCCAGAACCCAGCACAAGAGACCCGGACAUACUGCUGACCGAGCUGUCCGCCCUCCAAGAGGCCCAUGAGGAGACGGUCCGUGGCCACCGCGAUGAGCUCAAUGCCCACCUCGAACGCAUAGACGCCCUGCAGUCGAAGCUCGCAUACCUCGCUCAGCAGGUAGCAGCCUCGGCCAAAGCCACCGCCUCACACUCGGACACGACCCCAGCGGACAAGAAGCUGGCUGAGAAGGAUGUGCAAAUCGCAGCCCUCAUGGAAGAAGGCCAGAGAUUGUCAAAGACGGAGAUGAAGCAUUUGACCACAGUCAAGGCCCUGCGCGCAAAGUCGCUCGAGCACAACAAGGACAUCGCAACGUUGAAGCAGAGGCUAGCCAAGGCGGAAAAGAGCAUCACCGAACAAUCCGAGCGCGCAAAACGUGCCGAGGCUGCUGAGAGGGCUGCCCAGGACAAGCUGAAGAUCGUGGGCAAGAUUGAAAAGGACAUCGACUUGAUACGUGCAGAACGCGAGGAAGCCGGCAUGACCAUCAACGAGCUACGGAACCAACUCAGUGAUGCCCUGUCGCGCGCCGAGAGUGCUGAAAAGAGGGUGCAAGCCGGCGCACUCGAGGCAGAAAAACGAGCUACCGCAUCGUUGAGGGAGGACAUGGAAAAUCUCCGCAUAGAGAAGAAGCUAGCAGAAGAGCGUGCAAAGCGAGAGCUGCAAGCCGCUAAGGAAGAGGCCAAGAACCAGCAAGAGAAAUCAAAGGUGGCCGAAUUGGAGCUGCGUGGAGAAAUAGCAAACCUCGAGUCGAAGCUUGAGCUCCUCCGUAGCCGUACAGAGGAAGCUACAUCGUCCGCAACGGGAGACUCGCAAGCAAAGCUUCUCCGCCAGAUCGAAACCCUACAGACCCAGUACUCACUUGCUUCUGAGAACUGGCAGGGCAUCGAGACUACCCUCACAUCUCGCGUUGCCGCUCUGGAGAAGGAUCGCGACGAGACAGCCAAACGAGAAGCAGAUGUGCGAAGGAAGGCUCGGGACGUCAACUCAAAGGCCCGCAGAUUAGAAGAUGAACUUGAGAGUAUCAAUGAGCGGGCCCGAGCAUUCGAGCAUGACCUGACUGAACAGCGUGCGGUCGCACAAAAGUUACAGGCCCGGUUGACUCAAGCCGAAACAUCUGCACAAGACGCACGUGCGGAUCUUGAACGCGAGAAGAGGAUAUGGGACGCUGAAUUCCAACAGAAGAUAGAAGAGGAAAAGAACAAAUGGAAGCAGGAGAUGCUUUCACCCGGGUUUCUCAACAACGGGAACCAUCUUCGCGCAGACUCGCCAUCGGAAUCACGCCGAAGACAUUCACCGGAUCCGUUGGGUAUCUACAAUCGCAAGUCGGUCCCGCGGUCCAUCUCGUCAGGCAUGGAUACGUCUAUGCCUCUGACGCCAAUGGACCGCAUGUUUGACGAUGCAGCCCGUCGACCGACCUCUUCGCGCCAGCGUUCUACGCCCAAAGCCCGGACACCAGAGAUCGGAACACCUCAAAGACAGGGCUCGGUUGCAAGCCUGACCAACCUAAACGGUGCGUUGCCGCCAGACGCACCUUCAAUCCACACAGUCGACUACGAUGAGCCUUUUGAGAAUGUAUCAUCGCCACAGCGUACUAUCAACGACAUGAUUUCAGUUUCUACUGCAGGUGCAGGUCCUUCUGUCCAGCUCGUGGAGCGAAUGAGUGCAGCCGUCCGACGUCUUGAGUCGGAGAAAGCUACAUCCAAAGAGGAACUAGCUCGUUUGAGUGCACAACGUGACGAAGCUAGAGAAGAGGUUGUGGCGUUGAUGCGUGAGGCCGAGGACAAGAGAAAACUGGACCAGAAAGUGGAAACACUGGAGAGUGAUCUCAAGGCCAUGGAGCAGAGAUAUGAAACUACCUUGGAGAUGCUGGGAGAGAAGACGGAAAAGGUGGAGGAGUUGGAGGGUGAUGUGGCGGAUUUGAAGAAGAUUUAUCGAGAGUUGGUGCAGACCAUGAAGUAG
Molecule: messenger RNA, 2604 nt
Organism: Parastagonospora nodorum SN15
Lineage: Eukaryota; Fungi; Ascomycota; Dothideomycetes; Pleosporales; Phaeosphaeriaceae
Exons: 3
Coding region: 1-2604 (867 amino acids)
Cellular component (GO): Golgi apparatus; endoplasmic reticulum
Source: RefSeq, a predicted model, not a curated record